CCAGAAAAGAGGAACCCAGCUUCCCAUAACAGCUCUGCUUUCCCCGCUUCUAUUACAGAGUCCGUGUCUGCCCUGCAGCCGUCGUCCCACGCCGAUGGCGACACGCGCACGAGAUUCAGCGAGAGCCGCUUUUUAUUACGUUUCUGGAGUCUAGAAUCGAAGUCGUCCCUUGAUUCGUAGGAGCAGAUGAUGCAAGGCUUCUGAGUACGCUUCAUUGUACCUGUCUAGAAAGCCACCUGAACCGUCCUAAGCCACCUGAACCGUCCCAAGCCACCUGAGCCGUCCUAAGCCACCUGAUGCUUGACAUGAUUACGCAUUAUACUCAGUCUUGAAAAUAGCCGUCGCUGACGUGCAUGCUCUAGGCUUUCAAGAUGAAACCCUGGCUGCGGGAAAGCGUUUUCAGUUGGAAGGUUUCCUUCAUGGCUCUCAUCAACGUGCUCUACCCUCCGAAUUUCCUCCUCAUGGCCGUUCCGUGGGCCUUGCACCUCCUCCUGUCGCAUGUCCGCGUCGUGCUUCAGCGGAAUAGCACUCUUGAAGCUCAAAUUCCGCUGCCAGGAAAUAGAUUAAAGGCGUCGCGAGCAGCGGCAGCAUCAGCAGUUGGAGAAGACGAAAAUGAAGGUGAAAGAAGAGACGACGGACGAGGAGAGGGAACGGGACGAGGAGCAGGAGCUGUAAGCAGAGCUCUGAGAGCAACAUGCGUCGUCACAGGGGCCACGUCUGGACUGGGAAAGGAGGCAGCAGCAGCAUUGGCAUCGCUGGGCACAUUCCAUGUGGUGAUGGGCUGCCGUUCUCUGAAACGUGGCUACCAGGCAGCUGCUGACAUCACCAGUCGGCAUCCCCAUGCGUCCAUAGAGAUCGUUCCUCUGGACCUCUCCCGGCCGGCAUCUGUCGUCCGCUUCUGCGAGUACAUGCGUUCAAGACUAGGACUAGAGGGGGAGGCUGGGGCAGCGAGAGGGAUAGGAGAAGUGGAGGACGGAAAGGAAGGGAGCAGGGUGAGGCAGCAGGAGGGGAGUGAAGAAGCGCUUACGACAUGUGAGCUGCAGGGUGAGAAGACUUUUGAGUCGACUCAAACGUCAGAAGUGCAGGACGGAAUGGAAGGGAGCAGGGUGAGGCAGCAGGAGGAGAGUGUAGAAGCGCUGGCGACAUGUGAGCUGCAGGGUGGGAACGAGGGUAGCAAGGAAGGGCAAGGGGAGAAGAAAUGGCGAGGCGAAGAGGCAGGGGAGGAGGCAGGAGAGGAAGAGGAGGAGGAGGCGGUUUUUUGGGAGCAGACGCAACGAGCAACUCUCUUGCAAAACGCUUCCCCCUUGCCUCCUCUCUGCCUUCUUGUCAACAAUGCCGGUAUCCUUGCUGCCACCGCCACCGCCACGCACCGCUCUGCAUCUGGCACUCUACCUGUUGACCGCAUGCUAGCCACCAACUACCUCGGUCCUGUGCUGCUCACUCUCCGCCUGCUGCCGUUUAUGGGUAGACAGAACUCCAGACAAGCACACGGAAUGCAUUCCACACACACACAUGGAGAACCCUGCAUCCAAGCACUUAGGGAUGAGCCCUCCAUACAAGCACAUAGGGAGGAGACCUCCAUACAAGCACAUGGGCUGGAGCGCCCAAGCAGACAGCAGGAAUUACAGGAGCAGGCAUCAAGAGGAGGAGAGGGCUCGAGGGAAGCAGGAAGGAGCGGGGCAGACAGCAGACAGCAGGAAUCACAAGGAAAGGUGUCAAGAGGAGGAGAGGGCUCGACAGAAUCAGAAAGCAGAAUGAGCUGUCGCGUCGUCAAUGUCACGUCUUUCACCCAUCGGUCAGUGCGCCAGCUGUACAUAUCUGAUGUGGCAUCUCUAGCAGCAGGCGCUGCUGCUCCUGGCAACACACGUUCGCCUUUUUUCUAUCCUGCAGCGAGGAUAUACCAGGCUUCUAAAUUGUGCCUGCUGCUCUUCUCUCUGCACCUUCACCGCCUCCUCCAAUCAGACCCCUCCACGUGUCACAUCUCCGUUGUCCCCAUCGACCCUGGCAUGGUCCGCACCAGCAUAUUGAGGGAGCUGCCUGCCUUCCUCUCGGCCACAGUCAAUGCCGUCUUCUCCCUCCUCCGCCUCCUCUCCCUCCCUCACUCACUCUCCCCUCUCUUCCUCCGGGCUUCCACUGCCCCCCAGGAGCAGGUAGCAGGCCAGUACCUGUUUGGACCCCAUGCACACCCCCUCGCACCAUCUCCACUUGCGGUAGAUCCAUCUCUCUCCGACACUCUCUGGCAAACCACGCAAGACCUUCUCAGCCAAUGGGCGUCUUGAGUUUCCUUUUGCAUUGAUGUAACGCUUCUGUCGUUGAAGUACACUUUUUUUUCAGUAAAGCCUUGGCCAUUCU
This is a messenger RNA of Closterium sp. NIES-67, 2352 nucleotides long. The record is from the annotation of a GenBank genome assembly. NCBI's taxonomy places the organism in Eukaryota, Viridiplantae, Streptophyta, Zygnematophyceae, Desmidiales, Closteriaceae.